Malurus melanocephalus (red-backed fairy wren) is the source of this 1688-nucleotide messenger RNA. It is a transcript of the gene GPR39, whose product is annotated as G protein-coupled receptor 39. Gene Ontology annotation, biological process: G protein-coupled receptor signaling pathway. The transcript has 3 exons. NCBI's taxonomy places the organism in Eukaryota, Metazoa, Chordata, Aves, Passeriformes, Maluridae. Gene Ontology annotation, cellular component: membrane. The record is from RefSeq and is a predicted model, not a curated record. Gene Ontology annotation, molecular function: G protein-coupled receptor activity. The coding region runs from base 297 to 1688 and encodes 463 amino acids.
GACUCUGACUUCCUUCUUCUGGGGACAGGACCUAAAGCUGCUUUGCUUGCAGGCGAAGAGGCAAGCGUGGCAAGAGAGCAGUUCACACCGUGAAGAGCUGGAGAACAGAAUAUUCACUGUGGAGAAAAGAGGAGGAAAAUCCAAAAUCAGUGAGAGGUGUUUGCCAUAAAGAAAGGUGUGGCUGGUUGAGACACACUGGUUGUACCYGACUGCUUGCAAAGUGAGGAAGGAYCUGAUUGCUGGAACUUGGACGGUGGAGAGGGCAGGAGAGCACCUCCUCCACCCCAGGAGUGCUCAUGGCAGGAAAGGCACCCACUUCAGACUGCUCUCAUCUCAUUGACCACAGCCACGUCCCYGAGUUUGAGGUGGCUCUGUGGAUCAAGAUCACCCUGGCCUUGAUCUACRUCUGCAUAUUUGUUGCGGGCCUCUUGGGCAACAGCGUCACCAUCAARGCCACCAGGAUCCUGCAGAGGAAAGGCUACCUGCAGAAGGAGGUUACGGACCACAUGGUGAGCCUGGCCUGCUCUGACCUGCUGGUCAUCCUGCUGGGAAUGCCCGUGGAGUUCUACAGURCCAUCUGGAGCCCCUUUUCUGCCCCCAACGGCAACAUUGCCUGCAAGCUCUACCGCUUCCUCUUCGAGGCGUGCAGCUAYGCCACGCUGCUGCACGUGGCCACGCUCAGCUUCGAGAGGUACGUGGCCAUCUGCCACCCCUUCAAGUUCAAGGCGGUGUCGGGCCCCCGCACGGUGAAGCUGCUCAUCGCCUUCGUCUGGGGCACCUCUGUCAUCGUGGCUCUGCCCCUGCUCUUCGCCAUGGGCACGGAGUAUCCCCUGGAGACCAUCGAGGGCUACCAGAGGAUGAGCUCCUGCAUCAAACCCACGCCCAGGCACUACCUGCCCGAGCUGAAGCACAACAUGACCAUCUGCACCAACCUCUCCUCCAGGUGGGCUCUGUUCCAGGCCAGCGUCUUCAGCGCCUUCGCUGUGUACAUGGCCGUGCUGGGCUCGGUCACCUUCAUGUGCCACAGCAUGAUGAAAGCCCUGAUGCUGCACAAGGAAGGSACGGUGGCAGUGAAGGGGGGGCUGAAGCACCAGAAGGAGUACCUAAGGAAAAGUGAAAGUUCCGAGGGCAAGAGCUCCAGGAGACAGAUCAUUUUAUUCCUGGGGCUGAUCAUCGCCACUCUGGCCGUUUGCUGGAUGCCCAACCAGGUGCAGAGGAUCAUGGCUGCUGCCAAACCCAAGCAGGACUGGACCGUGCCCUACUUCAAAGCCUACAUCACCCUCCUUCCCAUCGCCGACAUCUUCUUCUACCUCAGCUCGGUGGUGAACCCGCUGCUGUACAACAUCUCCUCUCAGCAGUUCCGCCGCGUGUUCCUGCAGGUGCUGCGCUGCCGCCUCUCGCUGCAGCACGCCAACAGGGAGAGGUUCCUCCGCAACAACCAGAGCUCCGCGGCCAGGAGCACCCGCUCCCUGCGCCCGCUGCUCUUCAUGUCCUCCAGGCGCGGUUCUUCCRCCAAGGGCAACGCCAAAGUUCUCCUGAGCACCUUCCAGAAGGAGCCCACGCCCGGCUGCAGCACACAGGAACCGGGUCCUGCASCACCAGAUCCCAGCCUGGAUUCAGUGCCCGUCGAGAAUGGCUCAGAGCCCCAUCCCGUCGCACAGAACGGCCUUUGUGAACAUCAAGUAUGA